AUGAAAAAUGAUUCUAAGAAUCUUCAACAUCAAUCAAAGUCCAGUGGACAUUUUAAGAUCAAAAUAGAAGGAAGUUAUGAUAAACGAACAAAACGUAGCUAUAAAAAUCAAAUCUUCCAAGAUUUUGCUUUCAAGUCUAAUGUAAAGAUCGUAAAAAUUAAUCAGCAUUUUAAAAUUCUUUUAAGUAGUUUUAGAUUGGGAAAGGUUUCAAAUAUAUUUUUGAAUAGCAUGAGCAUAGUGCUAGUUGAAUAUGUUAAUCUUAACGGCAAUUUUAUCUGUGUGGCCUGGCCCGUUUUUCUUUAUUUAAUACGAGAGAUUUCUGUCUCGUCUGCGACGACAACAAAAGCAGAACCCCAUAGAGGUUUAGUUCAAAAUUUAUGCGAUUUAUGCAGAACAACAAUCAUAAAACAUUAUGACAUUUUCUGCACCAAGCAUUUGGGUGAAGAGGAAACAUAA
This is a messenger RNA of Clunio marinus, 456 nucleotides long. Lineage: Eukaryota; Metazoa; Arthropoda; Insecta; Diptera; Chironomidae. The record is from the annotation of a GenBank genome assembly.